Molecule: messenger RNA, 1181 nt
Organism: Saprolegnia diclina VS20
Lineage: Eukaryota; Oomycota; Saprolegniomycetes; Saprolegniales; Saprolegniaceae
Exons: 1
Coding region: 320-943 (207 amino acids)
Source: RefSeq, a predicted model, not a curated record
UGCCAUUCCGCCGUUGAAGCUGCGUCGUGCGCCCACCUUCUGGCCGCAUCGCAUGCACGGAGCAAAGGUGAUCGCGAAUCUAGAAUCGUGAAGCCUUCUCUCCAUCGCACCGUCCUGCAGGGCGUGGGUCAGGUAGGAUAAGUUCUUAUUGCUGCUGAGAAUACUGGUGCUGCUUCAAUUCCCGUGGUCCUUGUUCUUUGUCGUCGGGAGGGUGGAAUGCGCGUCAAUAUUUUCGGCACCACGUCCAUGUGCAUACAGCUGCUGCAGUGCGGCCAGCCUGCCGCUGCUGCUCAUUCUCCGAUUUGCCAGACACUACACCAUGCAACUCAUCUCGCUAGCCCUCCUCGCUGCCGUCGUCGCUGGCGACUCGCCCACCGCCGCGCCCACGACGCCGGCGCCGACGACGACGUCGUUCUGCUCGCCCAACAUGGCCAUUUGCUACACGAACGCCGGCGUGCCCUCGACGUGCUACAACCCCGCGCACUCUGGCUGCUGCAACGGCAGCCCGUACCUCCUCUGGGACUGGCAGUCCAUGCCGCAGUACUGCUGCAAGGACAGCACCGGCCACUACAGCGUCGUCGCCGCCUACGGGUGCCCGACGCUCACGCCCAACGCCACAACGUCCGCGCCCUCCAACGUCACGACGGCGCCGGGCACCAACACGACGACGACGCCCGUCAUUACGCUGCCGCCUGUGACCGGUUGCACGCCCGUGAGCGUUCGUGGCGACGCCACGUAUUGCAUUGAAGGGCCCAUCUGCAGCGGCGACGGACUCUUGCCGGCGGGCAUCAAGUGCCCAGUUGCCGGCGCCGUUGCCUCGGCUGACUGCCACUCGCACCUGCCGAGCUACGUGAGCGGCACCGACUGCGCGCUCGCGGUCAACACGACGUGCGCCAAGAUCCCGACGGGCGCGUGGGGCUGCGUCCUCCCGUCGUCCUUGUAAACGCGUAACAUAUCCUCUCGUGUAUCUAGUCGACGCACCAUUAAGUUAAAAGAUGGAGGGCUACGCGUGGCCAUUGUAGAAGUACGAGAUAACGCUACGCGUCAACUGCAUAGCGGUCUGUAGUGUGCUGCGCCACAGCGGCGCGUCGCGGUGCACGAUGCGGUGGGAGGUAGGGCGGAGGUGUUUGGUGGACUGCGCCAUCGCGUUCGUCUCUUGUCGCCACUCAUGGCGCUUGCGG